UGUUGAAUCUCUAAGCCAGGAAAUUGAACCCGGACACUGUGUGUUUCUUGAUCAGGCCAUUGGUCGGAAGACUAAGAGAGCUAGGUACAAACGUUCUAUGACGGAGUGGUUGGUCAUCCGAGUGGAAUUUGCCAUCUUCCUCUUGUAAGUCCCUUUAUUGAAAAACUGCGAGAUGCCUUUAAAGAAAACACCUCACCCUUGGGAGAGCCUCAUCAUUUCUGUAGGGACCGUAGUCCCUAUUGAGGGCCCGUGGUUGAGCAACAGGGCCGAAAGCCUUAUGUAUUGCUCAUGGGAAGGUGACGUUAUCAACCUGAGUACGUUUCCCGAAGUGAUUCUGGUUAACGAGGCUGGUUUACUCCACGCGUCGGUUGCCUUAGCUACAGAUUACCACUGCUGGCGUAGUGAAGAAAAACACUGUCGGUGUAAAUAAGUGGUCAUGGCAACGCUACGCAAGGACUCGGAAAAUUGCAAACAGCUGAUUUUAAUCAUCAUUCCUUGAUUGGCGACCAUCGAUAGGUCACAAGACAUCAAGGGUGCAAAGGAAACCGGCAACACUCUUCCAUUAUGCUUCCGUCCAUAAAAGAAUAACAAUUAUACCUAAGUUAAGUUUUCAGGUAUGCAAACGGAAACAUACUUGUUCAUUUAGUUAUAGAAUUAAACCUAA
Molecule: messenger RNA, 664 nt
Organism: Zophobas morio
Lineage: Eukaryota; Metazoa; Arthropoda; Insecta; Coleoptera; Tenebrionidae
Product: S-methyl-5'-thioadenosine phosphorylase-like
Exons: 5
Coding region: 173-430 (85 amino acids)
Biological process (GO): nucleoside metabolic process
Cellular component (GO): cytosol
Molecular function (GO): S-methyl-5-thioadenosine phosphorylase activity
Source: RefSeq, a predicted model, not a curated record